CUCCCAGGUCCGCGGUGGGAACUGCGCCCUCUCCCUUCGUGAUCCCUGACCCGCCCGCCCUCGCUCCCUCCUUCCCUCCCUCUCUCCCUCCCUCCCACUCGCCGCUGCUUCUGCCUCUGCGCCCCGCUCGGGAGAGCAGCCGCCGGCUCCGGGAUGGGGUCUCGGGCCUCCACGCUGCUGCGGGACGAGGAGCUCGAGGAGAUCAAGAAGGAGACGGGCUUUUCCCACAGUCAGAUCACCCGCCUCUACAGCCGCUUCACCAGCCUGGACAAAGGAGAGAACGGGACUCUCAGCCGGGAAGACUUCCAGCGGAUUCCAGAACUUGCUAUCAAUCCAUUGGGGGACCGGAUCAUCAAUGCCUUCUUUCCCGAGGGAGAGGACCAGGUAAACUUCCGUGGAUUCAUGAGAACGUUGGCUCAUUUCCGACCCAUUGAGGAUAAUGAAAAAAGCAAAGAUGUGAAUGGACCAGAACCUCUCAACAGUCGAAGCAACAAAUUGCACUUUGCUUUUCGACUCUAUGAUUUGGAUAAAGAUGACAAGAUCUCCCGUGAUGAGCUGUUACAGGUGCUACGCAUGAUGGUUGGAGUGAAUAUCUCAGACGAGCAGCUGGGCAGCAUUGCAGACAGGACCAUCCAGGAGGCUGACCAGGACGGAGACAGUGCCAUAUCAUUCACAGAAUUUGUUAAGGUUUUGGAGAAGGUGGAUGUAGAACAGAAAAUGAGCAUCCGAUUUCUUCACUAAAGGGCAGAGAGCAAACUGUUCCUUGCUUUCUAGUAUUUAAGAACUGGAAUUGAAGCAUCCUCCUGUCCACCAGCCCUACAUCCGCUUCCACGGCCCUCUGCCCCUGAAGUACUAUUACUGUUGCAUGACAACCCCAAAUACGUUGCAUCAACACACACCUGCCUUUGGUGUCUAAACAGGGCAUUACAGAAUGGUACACAGUUUCUUUCUGAUCCUCUUAUUUGCCGGUGAUCUCCAAUUAAACAUCUCCCCCUGUUCGGCUGCUGAAUGCCACGUAUACAUCCAGUCUGAGAAAGUGAGCAAGGGACUCCUGUCAAGAAUCUGCCAGCAAAGUUCUCUCCUUGGCCAUUGGCCACCGGAGCCAGCAAGCUUUCCCUCCAGGCUGGCUGCUUUCUCCAUCCUGUGCUCCCAACUUCUGCCAGCCAGGUCUCCCUCAGACUCCCUGCUUUGUGUCAAGCCUCAGUCCCCCAUCUGUUCUGCAUGGCACCCCAAACUCUGCUGGUAAAUAGUUCUGUGGUUUGGCCAUUUUUAUCUACCUUAAAGUGAAUCUCCGGGAUGUUGCUUCUACAGAGGAACCACACUUUUCUCAGAAUUGUGUGACCUGCUCUGUGCACUCUGCUGUCUUGUGAAGUAUGUUUGGGGAAGGUUCUUGAGAGGUGGUGGCCAUGAUGAAACUCAUGUGGAGCCUCUAGGCGGCUUGUCCAGGUUGCUCUCCCUCUGACCUCUGAUUCCCAGAAGUCUAAUCUUAUGGCUCCUCCUGUUAGUCCCUUAGCAUGGUGGUGGCUUCAGAAACACAUUUGCCUGCAGCAUGGCUUAUUUUGGGAACACCAUAACACCAGAAUGGCUAUGGUGACCAUAUGCUUGGGGACUUUCACACAGCUAUUUGUGCAAAGAGGCUGAGUACCCCAAACACCUCCUAUAUUCCCACCUCUACAGCAUGGUUUAUGCCUCAGUAUUAUGUACCCUGGAAUAUUUUUCACUUCACCUUCCAAUAGAAAGAUUAGUGUUAUGGAAGUGCCUCAUUUAUCCCAAUCCAAGAGAUUUAAAGAUUGUCCUCAGUAUCUUGAAGCUUUGCACAAAAUUCUCUAUUAAUUGAUAUUUGGCAAAUAUUAAUAUUAUGCUGGAAGCCAUAGUCAGCUCCUAAUACAGGUACAAAGUGUUGAAUGUAUCAGAUCAUUAGCCACCUGCUAACACUGACCUCGUAGCUCCUCUUAUAGAUCUUUGCUUAUCCCUUAUAAACACGAGGUCUGGCGCUGGUAGAACAAACUUAGAAGGCAUUAAAGGCCUUUGCAUGAGCCAGAGCCGUUUCUUUGUCUAUGUCAGCUAGUAUUGACCUCACUGAAUCAGGCUGCUGUCAUCUUAAUUGUCUGUCUGUCUGUCUGAGUCUCCUCAUCAUGUAUCUCGCCGGGACUGGCUCUCUCUGAUUCAUUGCUUGCUUGCUUGCUUGCCUCCUUGCUUUGGAAGGCUCUACCAGACUGUGUAUGCACCAUAGUUCAGGAUAGGGGUUGCUGAAGCAAACUAACCCAAGAUAGAGAAGAGUGGGGUCAGGAGUAGCCAGGCUGGAGGACUCCAGUAGAAAUGACUGAGGAAUUCUUGACGAAGUAUUAGUCUGACUUUGUAAUCAAGUGAUGUAAUAUAGGAAUUUUAUGAAAGGGAAGAAUGACACUGAUCUAUUAGGUACUUCAGAGGCUCCUUGACUUAAAAGUCCUGAAGAUUAUGGAUUUUUCCUUUUUGGCUGUAUAUCAAACCAUUUUAAUCCACAGUUGUGCCUUAUUGUUCCAUUAAAAUUGUAUUCUUCAGUCCAUCAAUAAAUAUUUGUGGUUAAAACAAAAUAA
Suncus etruscus (white-toothed pygmy shrew) is the source of this 2576-nucleotide messenger RNA. RefSeq names its product calcineurin like EF-hand protein 1 (gene CHP1). The record is from RefSeq and is a predicted model, not a curated record. Gene Ontology annotation, molecular function: calcium ion binding. Lineage: Eukaryota; Metazoa; Chordata; Mammalia; Eulipotyphla; Soricidae. Bases 154 to 741 code for a protein of 195 amino acids. The transcript is spliced from 7 exons.